AUGAUCAGGAAAGACUCAUUAAUGCCCCCUGACACGCUCAGGAUUGUGCUGCUGGGGAAGACUGGCGUUGGGAAGAGUGCAUCAGGAAACACCAUUCUGGGUAAAGACGUAUUUACUGAAGACUUGUCUGAUGAAUCAGUGACAUGUGUGUGUCAGACAGAGACAGUAGAAGUCUGUGGGAGACAGAUUACUGUGAUUGACACUCCAGGACUGUUUGACACAAGUACUGAUAACGAUGAGAUCAGGAAAGAGAUUAUUAAAUGUAUCCCCAUGGCAGCACCUGGGCCUCAUGUGUUUCUGCUGGUGCUGAGACUAGGACAACGCUUCACACAGGAGGAAAAAGAGGCAGUAAGAAUCAUUGAGAAGACAUUUGGACAGAAAUCUAAAGUGUACACUAUUGUGCUGUUCACUGGAGGUGACUCACUAAACGGAAAGACAGUUGAACAGUACAUGGAUAAGUCUGGGAGAGAGUUAAAGAAGAUUUUAUUAGAGUUUGGUAACAGAUAUCAUGUUUUUAACAACAAAUCUAAAUCCAACUACACUCAGGUCCUGUCUCUUCUGGAUAAAACCGACUCGAUGGUGAAGGUGAACGGAGGAAGCUGCUACUCUAAUGAGAUGUUUCAGGAGGUGGAGGAAGUUCUAGAAGAGGAUAUGGAGAGAAUACUGAAGGGUAGAGAGGAGCAGAUAGAAAGAGAGAAAGAAAAGCUGAAGAAAAAACAUGAAGCUGAAAUGGAAGAAAUGAGGAAAGAGAUGCAGAAACAAAAAGAAAGACAAGAGGCAGAAGAGAGAAGAAAAGAGAAGGAAUUUAAAGAGAGAGAAGAAGAAAUAAAAAGAGAAAUGGCAGAAAGCGAGAAACAGCUAAAAGAAGAUUUCAGGAAGAGAAAAGAAGAAGAUGACUUAAAGAUGAAGGAAUGGAUGCAACAAAUGAACACAGAGAGAGAAGAGAACAGGAAACAGUGGGAGAGACAAAGAGAGGAGGAUAAGAAACAGAGAGAUCAGGAGGAGGAGGGAAGAAAGAGGAGAGAAGAAGAAUGGAAGAAACAACAGAGAGAGGAAGAAGAGAAAUUUAAAAGAGAAAAAGAAGAGAUUAAAAAUAAUAAAGAAGAACAAUUGAAAAAAUUACAAAAGGAGUUUGAACAGAAGGCAGCAGAAGAAGAGAAGAGACGAAAGGAUUUAGAGGAAAAAAUAAAGGAUGCAGAGGAAAGUAAAAAGAAGGAACUACAAGACCUUCAGUUUUCUCAACAACAAGAGUGGGAGAGAAAGAUGAGGGAAGAGGAGGAGAAAAGAAAAGAGGAGCAGAAGAACUGGGAGAAAAGAAUGACAGAUGUGGACGAAAAGUGGAGUUUAGAUCAGAUUAAGAAGCAGAAGAUAUAUGACAAGGAAAGACAGAAAGAAAAGGAGGAAAGAGAGUUUAAAGAAAUGAAAACCAAACUAAGAGAAGAGCAAGAAAAGAAAAGAAUAGAAAAUGGUUACAAUGAGAAGAUAAAAAAGAUGGAAAAACAACUGAAGUUGCAAAGAGAUAAAGAUGAGAGAGAAAGAAAGAAAAAAGAAGAAGAACACAAACAAGAACUGAAAAAGGCUAUACGAAAACAAAAGGAAGAGUUCAGAAAGGAGAAAGAAGAAGUGGAAAGUAAACACAAUGAGGAGACGGAGAGAAAUCUUGCCUUUAUUAGAGAGCAGCACAACAGAGAGCUGGAGAAACUGUUAAGAGAGACAGAAGUAGGAGCCAGGAAACAGGCUGAGGAGGAGUUUAAUGCGAAACUGGAUACAAUAAUUAAAGAGGCAAAAGAAGCAGGAUUUAAAGAGGGCUGUGAAAAAGUAGAGUCAGAAAGAACAAUACCAGAAUGGAGAAAGCGAUGCCGUAGGGGAGGAAGCAUAGCCAACAGAAGCCCCCCUGCCAAGACCACCAAGCUGAACUACUCCUGUUUGGCUCAGGAUAAGGAUGAGGACAUGGAUGGAGGAAGUAAAGAAUCAAAACUGACUUCACGUUUAAAACUAGUCCUGCUGGGCACGGAGGGAGCAAAGGCCUCAAUAUCUAACCUUUUAUUAGAUAAAAAUGCCUUACUGGUACAGACAGAGUUCAGCUUGAUGUGUGUAAAGCAGGGAGAAGUGUGUGGACACGUGAUCACGAUGGUGGAGAUGCCAAAACUCUACAAUACUCACCUCUCAGAAGAGGAAGUGCUGCGUCUGACUCUACACUGUGUCUCUGUCUGUGAUUCUGGAGUCCAUGCUUUCCUCAUCAUCAUUCCAAAAGGUCCUCUCACUGAUGAAUAUAAAGCAGAACUAGAGAUAUUUCAAACAAUAUUUGGCUCAGGGGUUAAUGACCACACCAUAGUCUUCAUCAACCAGCAGUCUCAGAAGGAGCAGGUACACGAGAGUCUUGACUCUGUGAUUAGGGCAUGUGGAGGACGAUAUGGAUUCUACAGCAGCAGAACAGAUGCAGCAGAACUUAUUACACAUGUGACAGAUCUUGUGAAAGAGAACAACAGUCAGCUGUAUACCGUGGACAUGUACACUCAUGCCCAGAUUCAAACACAGCUGAAGUACAAAAAAGAAAAAGAAAAUCUUCAACAGCAAAUGACUGAACUCAAGAUGGGCAAUCAAACUGAAGAUUCAUUAAUGCCGCCUGACACACUCAGAAUUGUGCUUCUGGGGAAGACUGGGGUUGGGAAGAGUGCAUCAGGAAACACCAUUCUGGGUAAAGAAGUAUUUAAUGAAGACAUCUGUGAUGAAUCAGUGACCCGUGUGUGUCAGAAAGAGAUGGCAGAAGUCAGUAGGCGACAGAUUUUUGUUGUCGAAACACCAGGACUGUUCGACACAAAUAUUGAUAAUGAUGAGAUCAGGAAGGAGAUUAUUAACUGCAUCUCUAUGGCAGCACCUGGUCCUCAUGUGUUCCUGCUGGUGCUGAGAAUAGGACAACGCUUCACACAGGAGGAGAGAGAGGCAGUGAGCAUAAUUGAGAAGACAUUUGGUAAAAAAUCUAACAUGUACACCAUUGUGCUCUUCACUGGAGGUGAUAUGCUGAAAGGAAAGACAGAAGAACAGUAUGUUGAAAAGGCUGGGCCAAAUUUAAAGAAGGUUUUAUCAGACUUUGGUAACAGAUAUCAUGUUUUUAACAACACUGAUAAAUCCAGCUACACUCAGGUCCUGUCUCUUCUGGAUAAAAUCGACUCGAUGGUGAAGGUGAAUGGAGGAAGCUGCUACACUAAUGAGAUGUUUCAGGAGGUGGAGGAAGCUCUAGAAGAAGAUAUGGAGAGAAUACUGAAGAGUAGAGAGAAGCAGAUAGAAAGAGAGAAAGAAAAGCUGAAGAAAAAACAUGAAGCUGAAAUGGAAGAAAUGAGAAGAGAGAUGCAGAGACAAAAAGAAAGACAAGAGGCAGAAGAGAGAAGAAAAGAGAAAGAAUUUAAAGAGAGAGAAGAAGAAAUAAAAAGAGAAAUGGCAGAAGGGGAGAAACAGCUAAGAGAAGAUUUCAGGAAGAGAAAAGAAGAAGAUGACUUAAAGAUUGAGGAAUGGAAACAAGAUAUAAUCAGAGAGAGAGAGGAGAACAGGAAACAGUGGGAAAGACAAAGAGAGGAAGAUCAGAAACAGAGAGAUCAGGAGGAGGAGGAAAGAAAGAGGAGAGAAGAAGAAUGGAAGAAACAACAGAGAGAGGAGGAAGAGAAGUUUAAAAGAGAAAAAGAAGAGAUUAAAAAUAAUAAAGAAGAACAAUUGAAAAAAAUACAAAAGGAGUUUGAACAGAAAGCAGCAGAAGAAGAGAAGAGAAGAAGGGAUUUAGAGGAAAAAAUAAAGGAUGCAGAGGAAAGUAAAAAGAAGGAACUACAAGACCUUCAGUUAUCUCAACAACAAGAGUGGGAGAAAAGGAUAAGGGAAGAGGAGGAGAAGAGAAAAGAGGAGCAGAAGAACUGGGAGAAAAUAAUGGCUGAUAUGAAAAAAAAGUGGAGUUCAGAUCAGGUUAGAAAGCAAAAUCAAUAUGACAAGGAAAGACAGAAAGAAGAGAAGGAAAGAGAGUUAAAAGAAAAGAAAAGAAAAGAAAAAGAAGAGCAAGAAAAGAAAAGAACAGAAAAUAGUUUUAAUGAGAAGAUAAGAAAAAUGGAAAAACAAUUGAAGGUACAAAGAGAGGAAGAUGAGAGAGAGCGAAUAAAAAAGGAUGAAGAACACAGACAGGAAAUGGAAGAAAAACUACAUAAACAACAGGAAGAGUUCAGAAAGGAGAAAGAAAAAGAAAAAAGAAAACAAAAUGAGGAGAAAGAAAGAAAUCUUGCCUUCAUUAGAGAUCAGCACAACAGAGAGCUGGUGAAACUGAAGAGAGAGACAGAAGUAGCAGCCAGGAAACAGGCCGAGAAGGAAUUUACUGCUGAACUGAAUAAAAGAGUUAAAGAGGCAAAAGAAGCAGGAUUUAAAGAGGGCUGUGAAGCAGUAGCGUCAGAAAGAACAAGACCGGGUAGAAUUUUAGAUAGAGCUUAUAACUGGGUUUUCCCAAGAAGGAAAAAAGACUGAUUUAAAUUCAUGUGGAAUUUUUACCAAUAAAAUCUCUGUUUGUUGAGUGCAGAGUUAAAUGUACAGUAUGUAUAACUGACCAGUUUCUUGCUUCAGGUAGCCUUGCCUCUAUUUUUAAUCACAUUUCUUUACAUUUUGGUAAUAUAAAAGCAGAUUUUGUAUGUUUUUAUAUCAGUCAUUCUUGAGAAGUAAGACAGAACAUGUCCAUCGCAUAAAGUUG
This is a messenger RNA of Clarias gariepinus (North African catfish), 4717 nucleotides long. Its product is annotated as trichohyalin-like. The coding region runs from base 1 to 4497 and encodes 1498 amino acids. Gene Ontology annotation, molecular function: GTP binding. The record is from RefSeq and is a predicted model, not a curated record. NCBI's taxonomy places the organism in Eukaryota, Metazoa, Chordata, Actinopteri, Siluriformes, Clariidae. The transcript is spliced from 5 exons.